Messenger RNA from Myiozetetes cayanensis, 2412 nucleotides. Its product is annotated as low density lipoprotein receptor adapter protein 1-like. The transcript is spliced from 8 exons. The record is from RefSeq and is a predicted model, not a curated record. Bases 1013 to 1972 code for a protein of 319 amino acids. Lineage: Eukaryota; Metazoa; Chordata; Aves; Passeriformes; Tyrannidae.
CGGAGCCCUCCCCGGCCUGCAGCGAGUGUGCCAGGCCUGUCCGUGCUGUCCGAGCCACCGACCCAUCCCUGGAAGUGUUCGAGGCCAGGAUGGACGGGGCUUGGAGCAACCUGUGAUAGUGGAAGGUGUCCCUGCCCAUGGCAGGGGGUGGAACUGGAUGAGCUUUAAGGUCCUUUCCCACCCAAACCACUCCAUGAUUUCAUGACCCCUCAGGCGCCCCGUGCCAAGGGGGGGCUGUGUCUGGCUGUUCUCAGUCACAGCUGCCCAAAGACUUUGCAGGAGCAGCAGUGCUGACCCUGGCACGCAUGGACUGUCCUCAGAGUUCAGAGUGACACAGGGCUUUUCUGACUGGGGUGUAGGUCACCGGUGCCUGCAUGACACCAGGCAGGCUCCCUGGCAGUUGUCACCUGUGAAGGAAUAUGCUGUGCAAAUAAGGUCUCCUGAUUUCCCUGUGGGUUCAGAUUAUUCCAAUUAUGAAUUGGACCCUUCUGCAAGUGUGCCAGUAAUGCUCAGGGAGCUAAUCCCAGGGAAGAGGUGAAAAUAACCCUGAAAAGUAUUAGCUUAGCAUGAACAUUACAUACCGAGGCAAUUCCCAGCUCUUUCUUAACACAGCAUCUCUGAAGUGCAGUUGUUUCCCAGUUACUGCAGCUUGGAUCCCGAGUGCUGGCCAAGCUGCCCCUGCCCUGGCAGCCUGCUGCUGCCAGUGGGUUUGGCUUGCUUACACUGGGGCAACCUGGGGUUUUUGAUCUGAGUGGCAGUGACUGCUGCUGCUUCUGAGGUGUGCCAGCAGCUCAGGUGGGUGAGAUGAAUGCACCGCUGAGAACAUUUCAUUUGUAACGAAACAGAUGAGAACCAGGAACACAAGGUUUGUGCAGACAGCAGUGAGCACUGUAGCAUCCUCAGUUGUGUGCAGAUAUGCAGGAGCUGUCUGUCUGUGCUGAUAAAGCCUGCAUGUCCAGGGCUGGAGGACUAAAGCUUUGAGGGUGAACUGUCUUCUUCUUCUGUUCCUCUUAUGAGAGUGUCACAGAGCCAGGAGAGUGUCCUGCUGAGAUCAGGGAGCAGCACUGCUGUGGGGAGCUCUGAAGCUUCAACAAGGUGGGGUGGCCCUGCAGGCACUAGCUGUGAGGCUGCUGGCACAUGGCUUCCAUGGCAUUUUGUCUUUGCAGAGCUUCCUGAGAGCUGGGCCGAUAUGCAGGAGCCACUGCUUGAGGGGAUGUGCUUCACCCUGAAGUAUCUAGGCAUGACUCUGGUAGAAAAACCAAAAGGAGAAGACAUGGCUGCCGCCGCCAUUCGCAGGAUUGUGGCCACGGCACGGGUGGGAGCUCGCAAGUUCCAGAAGGUGAUUCUGACAGUGUCUCCGAGGGGCAUCUCACUGCAGGAUGCAGACACAAAGGAAAUGGUGGAGAACGUCUCUAUCUACAGGAUCUCCUACUGCACAACAGACAAACUGCAGAACAAAGUCUUCGCUUAUGUUGCCCAGAGCCAGGAGAGUGGGGCACUGGAGUGCCAUGCCUUCCUCUCACCCAAGAAGAAGAUUGCACAGGCUGUGACUCUGACUGUGGCCCAGGCCUUCCAGAUGGCUCUGGAUCUCUGGGAAGCAACACAUGCAGGCUCUAGGCAGGAUCAGCCCUUUCUCCCUUCAUGUGUCAUGGAGAACAGUGAGCCCGGCAGACCCCGUGAGCCAGCCCCCCGGGGGAGCCCUCCCUUCAGACACCAGUUUGGGGAGGAGGAAGAGGAGGAGGAAGAUGAUAAUGUCGGUGAAACCUUAUCUGGCAGCAUGGAGGAGCUGGGGAGGGGAGCCCAUAGCCCAGCAGAAUUAACACCUCUUGUGCCCCGAGCACGCUCUCCUACAGCGCAGCUACUGUGCUAUCACCUGGGGCACUCCUCAGACGGCUGGACAGGGCUGGGAGGGGUUGGAGACCUCCCCACCUCUGGCCCCAGGACUGCUGGCCCCAAGACUCCCCUGGGCUAAGCCAAAUCUCUGCGACAAUGGACCAGCCACUCAGGAUUCACCCUGUGCCUGCACCCGGGCCAGCCAGUGCCUGCCCCUGCCCUGGCACUGCCCUCUGGGCACGGGGGCUGCCGGCACCACUGCCAUGGAAUGCACAGGCUGUGACACCCGCUCCUUGUCCUGCUCUGCCUGCAUGAACCGCCUAAAGCUGCAGGUGCUCCCAGCUCAGGCUGGGGGACCUGUGCUCCUCACUCUGCCUGCUCCCAGGCCACACAGUGCUCUGAGCCUGCUGGAUGCAACCAGUGCACAUCCUCAGGGAGCAAUAGCUCUUGGCCUGGAGCAGUGUGUGAGGAAGGCCUUGCCCCUGCAGUUCAGCCCCACACCCUCUCGUGAGUGAAACGAGCUGGUUUUUAAAGAAAAGCUCUGCCUUUAUAGAGAAAUAAACUGAGUUUUUUACUGUU